Entrophospora sp. SA101 is the source of this 744-nucleotide messenger RNA. NCBI's taxonomy places the organism in Eukaryota, Fungi, Glomeromycota, Glomeromycetes, Entrophosporales, Entrophosporaceae. The record is from the annotation of a GenBank genome assembly.
AUGUCAGGACGAGGAAAGACAGUGAUAAAUAUUACAAUUCUCGAAGUUAUUGAAACAGUACAAAAUAAGUUGAAUACAAGUUUGACUCCAAUAAAUACAUUAACUGUAGAAAUCGCGAAAAUUAAACAAGAUCUUAAAAAUCUUCAACAAGUGAAUAAAGUGAAUAACGAAAUUAAUAUGUUUAUGCAGCAAAAUAAUACUGAUAUAUUAAAAAAUUAUUAUUUAUUGAAAAGGAAAUGUCUAUUUUCAUCAAUGUUAGAAGAGAAUUUCGAAGAAUUUAAAUCUGUAACAGUAUCACAAAAUCAAGAGAUAUUAGAUAAUCAUAUUAAUGAAUAUGUAAAAACUUAUGAAUCUCAAAAAAGAAACCAUAGAAAAAUAAUUGGUACAGAACCAAUUCCUUGUGAACUUUUCCCACCUCUUACUAUGUGUCAUUUAGAAUCAGAAUUAAUAUCACGUUUGGUUUCUUUUUAUAAUGAUAUAUAUUUAGAAAAAGGGGUAAUUUUUUAUUCUGGAAAACAAAAUCACACAGAACUUAAUCAAGUUCAUGUAAAUUCUUUAAUUAUAAAAGAAAAUUUCGAAAUGUUUUCAUCAGUAGGUUGUAAAUCAGAUCUUAAUGCUAAUAUUAUUGCACAAUUUUUAACUGAGAACAAAGAAGUUGUUUGUUAUCCAGGAUUUAAAUCACAUAAAGAGAAACAUUGGUUCCAUAUAGAAUCAGAAUUACAGGAAAAAAAAUGCAUAAUGUAG